This is a messenger RNA of Scleropages formosus (Asian bonytongue), 5811 nucleotides long. RefSeq names its product dishevelled associated activator of morphogenesis 2 (gene daam2). Gene Ontology annotation, biological process: actin cytoskeleton organization; negative regulation of oligodendrocyte differentiation; positive regulation of canonical Wnt signaling pathway. Gene Ontology annotation, molecular function: actin binding; small GTPase binding. NCBI's taxonomy places the organism in Eukaryota, Metazoa, Chordata, Actinopteri, Osteoglossiformes, Osteoglossidae. The transcript has 26 exons. The record is from RefSeq and is a predicted model, not a curated record. The coding region runs from base 601 to 3846 and encodes 1081 amino acids.
AAAAGCGUGCAUACAUUUUUCAGCAAUGAAAAUGAAAAAAUAAAAGCUCUGAAUAGAAGGAGAGGAACGCGACACGUAGACGCGCGCGGCGCACGAGCCCACGCCCCUUUAACUCGUCGCUCGCACCACAGCUCGCUUCCUGUACUUCCUCGCGCUCUUUCCCCGCAUCUACCCUCAAUAAUCGAUCAUUAGGGACGACGGCGGCGAUCUCCGAGCGCGCGCCGCAAUCUCGCGCGCGCCAGGGAGGCGUUCCCACGAGCGCGGAUCGCGUCGCGCGGCCCCUUUAAGGGGUUGGGGCGGGCAGGAGCGCGCAGUGGGCAAACCGACCGCUCCGCGCUCCGCACACCGCGCGCGCACACGAACACGAGCGCACACGCGCGCACUGAAUGGACACCGGGACCGCGCACUCGAACCCCGACCUGCCACGGCUCCGGGUCUCUCUGCGGUGUAUGUUACCAGGGUGAAGGUGGCCGCGGAUUACCAGAAAUAAAUUAAAAAAAAAAGAAAAAGAAAAAAAGAAACCUUUUCGGACACAAUGAGAAGAGCUGAUCAUGCGCCCUAGAUAGCAGGCCUGCUCCCUCUCGCCCCCCUCCGCCGAGGAUGCCCCCCCGGAAGCGGACGCGCCCCGCUCUGGGGUUCCUAUGCUGCUUCGGCAGCAGCGAACCCCCCGAGAUCAACCUGAAAGACAGCGUGCCUCUGCAGCUGCUGGAGUUCAGCGCCCCCAUGCCCCCGGAGGAGGAACUGCACGCGCGCUUCUCCGAGCUGGUGGAUGAACUGGACCUCACCGACCGCAACCGCGAGGCCAUGUUCGCUCUGCCCGCCGAGAAGAAAUGGCAGAUCUACUGCAGCAAGAAGAAGGAGCAGGAGGACCCCAACAAGCUGGCCACCAGCUGGCCUGACUACUACAUCGACCGCAUCAACUCCAUGGCCGCAAUGCAGACUCUGUUUGCGUUCGACGAGGAGGAGAUGGAGAUGAGGAAUAAAGUGGUGGAAGACCUGAAGACUGCGCUGCGCACUCAGCCCAUGAGGUUUGUGACACGCUUCAUCGAACUGGAUGGUCUCACGUGCCUCUUGAAUUUUCUGAAGAGCAUGGACUAUGAGACAUCGGAGAGCCGCAUCCACACCUCAAUCAUCGGCUGCAUCAAGGCUCUGAUGAACAAUUCGCAGGGCCGUGCCCACGUGUUGGCCCACCCCCACAGCAUCAACACCAUUUCCCAGAGCCUGCGGCAGGACAACAUUAAGACCAAGGUGGCUGUGCUGGAGAUCUUGGGUGCUGUCUGCCUGGUGCCUGACGGCCAUAAGAAGGUCUUGCAAGCCAUGGUGCACUACCAGAAGUAUGCUGCAGAAAGGACCCGCUUCCAAACACUGCUGAAUGAGCUAGACAGCAGUACUGGGCGCUACAGAGACGAGGUCAACCUGAAGACUGCCAUUAUGUCCUUCAUCAAUGCUGUUCUCAAUGCUGGAGCAGGGGAGGACAAUCUGGAGUUCCGCCUCCAUCUCAGGUACGAGUUCCUGAUGCUGGGGAUCCAGCCGGUAAUUGACAAGCUGCGGGGACACGAGAAUGCCACCCUGGACAGACACCUGGACUUCUUUGAGAUGGUGCGAAACGAAGACGACUACGAAUUAGCCAAGCGCUUCGACUUGGUGCACAUUGACACAAAGAGCGCCAGCCAGAUGUUCGAAGUGAUCAAGAAGAAGCUCAGCCACACAGAAGCCUACCCCCACCUGCUCUCCAUCCUCCAGCACUGCCUCGAGAUGCCCUACAAGCGUGGAGCAAGCAGCUUUCAGCACUGGCAGCUGCUGGACCGCAUCCUGCAACAGAUCAUCCUGCAGGACGAGAAGGGCGAGGACCCAGACGUGGCGCCCCUGGACAACUUCAAUGUCAAGAACAUCAUCCGCAUGCUGGUGAACGAGAACGAAGUGAAACAGUGGAGGGAUCAGGCAGAGAAGUUCCGGAAAGAGCACGCGGAGCUGCUGGCCAAACUGGAGCGGAAGGAGAGGGAGUGCGAGACAAAGACGCAGGAGAAGGAGGACAUGAUGAAGACGCUCAACAAGAUGAAGGACAAGCUGCAGAGGGAGGGUGUGGAGCUGCGGACCGCGAGGGAGCAAGUGCUGGACCUGUCCUCCCGCAUCAACGAUAUAGGGGGAGGCAAUAUACCAUUCCCUCCUCCCCCUCCACCACCUGGUGACCCUCUUGCUCCCCUCCCUCCCAUGAUGGGCAGCUUCCCCCCUCCACCACCACCUCUGCCAUUCUCCUGCCCUCCCCCUCCUCCACCGCCUCCUCCUCCAGGGGGUCCACCCCCUCCCCCUGGAGCCCCGCCCCUCUUUACCCCAGGAGCCCCUCCUCCUCCAGGACCACCCGGCCCCCCGGCGUUCAGCACAGGACCUCCUCUGCGCACAAAGUCCAUUCCUCAACCCUCACACCCUCUCAAGUCCUUCAACUGGUCCAAACUGGGGGAGAACAAGAUCAACGGCACCAUCUGGCACGACAUCGAUGACCUGCGGGCCUUCAAGAUCCUGGACCUGAAGGAGAUUGAGAAGAUGUUCUCAGCCUACCAGAGGCAGCAGGAGCUGCUCACUAACCAAUCCUUCAAGCAGAAAGAGACGGGCUCCAUGGACGACCUGUACAUGAGCACGCGCAAGGUGAAGGAGCUGUCCGUCAUCGACGGCCGCCGUGCCCAAAACUGCGUUAUCCUGCUCUCCAAGCUGAAAAUGAGCAACGAGGAGAUCAGGCGAGCAAUCCUGGAGAUGGACGAGAGAGAGGAGCUGGCCAAGGACAUGCUGGAGCAGCUGCUCAAGUUCGUCCCGGAGAAGAGCGACGUGGACCUCCUGGAGGAGCACAAGCACGAGCUGGAGCGCAUGGCGCGAGCUGAUCGCUUCCUCUUCGAGAUGAGCAGGAUUGACCACUACCAGCAGAGGCUCCAGGCGCUGUUCUUUAAGAAGAAGUUUGCAGAGCGUGUGAUGGAAGCCAAGCCCAAGGUGGAAGCCAUCUUGUCUGCAUCACGGGAGGUCACGCGGAGCAAGCGGCUAACCCAGACGCUGGAGGUGGUCCUAGCCUUCGGAAACUUCAUGAACAAGGGUCAGAGGGGCAACGCCUAUGGGUUCAAGGUUUCCAGCCUCAACAAGAUCGUAGACACCAAGUCCAGCAUAGACAGGAACAUCACUAUGCUGCACUACCUGAUCAUGAUCUUUGAGAAGAACUACCCAGACAUCCUCUACAUACAGCAGGAUCUGCAAAGUAUACCAGAGGCUGCUAAAGUCAAUCUGGUUGAGUUGGAGAAGGAGGUGUACAGCAUCAAAAGUGGACUGAAAGCUCUGGAAGCAGAGCUCCACUACCAGCAGAGCCGUGUCCGAGAUCACGGAGAUAAGUUCGUCCCCGUGGUCAGCGACUUCAUCACGGUGGCUAGCUUUAGUUUCUCUGAGCUGGAGGACCUGCUGAACGAAGCUAAGGACAAGUUUGCCAAAGCCCUGAGGCAUUUUGGCGAGGAGCUGGGCAAGAUGCAGCCUGAUGAGUUCUUUGGCAUCUUUGACACCUUCCUGCAGUCAUUCAGCGAAGCCAGGCAGGACCUGGAGAACAUGCAACGUCGAAAGGAUGAGGAAGAAAGGAGGGCACGGAUGGAAGCAAUGCUGAAAGACCAGCGGGAGCGAGAACGGAGAUCAAAGAAAAACACGGGCAGCAGCACAUCAGAGGAGGUGGGCGAGUUUGAUGACCUGGUGUCCGCACUACGUUCUGGCGAGGUCUUUGACAAGGACAUGUCCAAGCUGAAACGCAACCGCAAAAGGUCUGGCAAAGACCUGCUGGACGGCAAUGGCCGUGAAAGGCCCAUCACCAAGGUCAAUUAUUAACCAGUCACCAAGAACCGUCCCCUCCCACCCAGCCUCAUGGGGGCAUCAGCCAGCGAUGCACAGUGUCACUCGUCUGAAGGGAAUUCAAAAUGUAACUUCCACUAUCCGUGCCCGUUGCCCCCACCUACUUCAUGAACUGAGCAGAGGUGUGAUGCCAGACAGAUCGUACCCAUACUGGGACUACCUUUAGGUCUCAUGAGAGAGUGGACCCUCCUCCCCCAUGCACCUUCAUUUUUUCUGCAUAAUCUGAGGUCCCCAGACCCAGCUGGUGCUGCAGCUGUUUAGCACAUAUGAACAAAGCAGCCUUGAUGUCCCCCAACCACCUACUGUGGCAAGGUACCGGCCAGAGGGUCAUACCCCAGUCUUCUGUGCAAACAGGCUUGGCCAGUCCCACUCAGAGUGACAGGAGUCACAAUUUUAUUCAUUUCGGAACCUGGCUACGUCUGGGAGCUCCAGGCUGGAAGGCCCCUCUGAUAUCACCUCUCCUUUCAUCUUACCUUCCCUUGUCCUCACGCAGUGACAAAAACAUCCUGUAGGGGGCAGAUCCCCACUGCGCUUUCUUUAUUCACUGUGGAGCUCAGUGGCUUCUGGGUUGCAGAUCUCCAAACUUGCAUGGAGGAGCAGCCAGGGUGGCAGCAGAGAACUCCUCCAUCCCAACCCCAACAGACUCAACUCUGAAUGCAGUACUUGGCCACUGCAGCUGAAGAUUCCAUCAUGCUUUGCAGCUGCUGUCAGCUGACUGGAAGUACGGGAGUCGGGAGGGUGUCGCCUGCAGAUGGGACACCUGGUCGCACCCAGGCAGACUGGGGACGAGAGGGGCCCGGUCAGAACGUGGAAUCCCGUUUCCCAAGUGCCUCUUCUUCCCAAGCGUUCCUGAGGACUACCUCCCAGCUGGUGCUCCAUAGGGAGCACGGCACUCGUGGGAAAAGCAGAAGGCCGCCAGAAAUGUUCGGAGACGGAACUGAAUCGGAAUAAAGGGUCAAAUUCAUUUAUCUUAUACUUCAAAUUCAACAACUGUUAAAAAAAAAAAUAAAUAAAUAAAAAAAUAAAUGUUACGGCAUUAUCUAGUGCCAAAGCAAAAAGGUUAUUAAUACGAAAAAAUGCAAAUAGGAAGUCAUUUAUAUAUUUAUAUAUAUAUAUAUAGAAAGAGAGAGAGAAGUGGACAUGCUAACAUUAACGAUUGGUGUUAUGUUUAAGUGUUUUUUCUGUUUUAUAUUCUUAAUUCAUGAUUGUUGUUGUUAGUCAUAUUUUGGAUUUAUUUUGUGUUGUUGUAAUUAAUGUCCCGCACAUUUUUUUUAUGCCAGAAUCCCCUCCAAUCCUAGUGUCCAGGUCUUGUUUGCACUGUAAAUGUACUGAAGACAACCCCAACGAACCCUUCUCCUUUGCCCUCCUCUGUUGUCCCUAUUUCAUGGCCAUUUUAAUUACCAUCUGAAUUCUCUGUGGUAACCCUGAAUUAACCAAUCACCACUGAGCUGUGGAACAAGUCAGUCCCCCGCUCUGGAUAGAAGAAUGGAAGUUAAUACGCAGCAUUUGUAAUGUUGCUCGUUUAUAAUAUGUUCUCAUUGAUGUUCUCACAGCUUGUCACAGUUCGUCGAUGUUUGGUGGAUUUUUUUUUUUUUUUUAAAUUUCUGCCAUAAUUUUUGUAAGUUAAGCAUGGUAUUGUUGACAGCACUUAAAGGACGGUUAAGUGAAUGAGGAUGUUAAAGCACACCAAAAACAAUGGACAUAAAGAACAGUAAGCACAAGCUGGGAAGUGCUAGAGGAAGCCCCCCCUCACCUCGCCUCCCAGCCUCCAGAUAUUUUGGCUGAGGGUUCGAGGCAGAUUCCUCCCACAGCGAGCAGACAGGAAACUCCAGGAACAAAACAAGGACAACAUGCCGCAGCCCUCCCAGUUUUUAUUUUCUUUUGUUUAAUUUCUACAUAUUUCUAGUACUUUACUCUUGGCUAAGACAAAGGUUGCAUGAA